AUGGCCACCUACGAAACCGACCCGGAGAUUGGCUUCGAUCAGGACGACCCUAGGUACUGGCAUGCCCUCCACGUCAACCUGCACCAUGCAAUCUUAGAAAAGGAUAUGGCCGAAGUCAAGCGCCUGUUGAGCUUGGGAGCCGACAUCAAUCUCAAAACUGAGCAUGGCUACACUGCACUGGAUUGGGCAGACCAUCUAAAAAACUUGGAAGUCGCCAAGUGCCUUCUUCGGAACAUGAACGUGAAAUUGCACGGAUAUGUCGAAAUCCUCAAGCAUAUCCGUGCCAAACGCCCGAUCAUUGUGCGCGCUCUCCUGGAGAUGGGGGUCACUGGCAUGCUCGCCAAAAACAAGCGCUUCCAUAGAGGUUUGAUCCUGCAGGCUUGUCGGAUCGGCCAUCCGACUAUACUCCAGAUGCUGAUCAACUGCGUUCCCGGCUACAUGAUAACUGACUACAAACAAGUGUAUUUGCAAGUAGCGGCGUCUGAGCAUAACGACGAUGUCCUGGAAAUACUGCGCGCGAGGGCUCGUCAAGAAGACGCGUGGAGAGAGAACUACCUCAGGCCCAAGACCUCUGUGACUCAGGUUCAACUGCCGCCAAGAGACCUUGAGUAUGAGAAGAUCUUCGAUGAGUACAUCAACCCGGACGCGUAUCUUCCUUGAGUCAGAGUUGGAGUCCGUUGGCUUGUUGACUUUGUUGGUUCUGUUGGCCUGCUAUCGUGGCAGAUGGUGGCAUCUUUGAUUAUCAGAGCAAUGAUUGAAAACGUGUCCAUGCCUUACGCAGAUAUGACUAGCGAUUGAAUCGAGAUCCAAGACAUUGUAUUUGCAUUUUUGCUCUUCUCCUUGCAUAAAGCUGUCAAGGUCGUAG
This is a messenger RNA of Aspergillus novofumigatus IBT 16806, 865 nucleotides long. Its product is annotated as ankyrin. The record is from RefSeq and is a predicted model, not a curated record. The transcript is spliced from 3 exons. Gene Ontology annotation, molecular function: protein binding. Bases 1 to 660 code for a protein of 219 amino acids. NCBI's taxonomy places the organism in Eukaryota, Fungi, Ascomycota, Eurotiomycetes, Eurotiales, Aspergillaceae.